This is a messenger RNA of Wallemia ichthyophaga EXF-994, 1128 nucleotides long. RefSeq names its product Actin. The record is from RefSeq and is a predicted model, not a curated record. Bases 1 to 1128 code for a protein of 375 amino acids. The transcript is spliced from 2 exons. Lineage: Eukaryota; Fungi; Basidiomycota; Wallemiomycetes; Wallemiales; Wallemiaceae.
AUGGAAGAAGAAGUCGCAGCACUCGUUAUUGACAACGGUUCUGGUAUGUGUAAAGCCGGUUUCGCCGGUGAUGACGCUCCAAGAGCUGUUUUCCCAUCCAUCGUUGGUCGCCCACGUCACCAAGGUGUCAUGGUUGGUAUGGGCCAAAAAGAUUCUUACGUUGGUGAUGAGGCUCAAUCAAAGCGUGGUAUCCUCACUCUCAAAUACCCAAUCGAGCACGGUAUCGUUACCAACUGGGAUGACAUGGAGAAAAUUUGGCAUCACACCUUCUACAACGAACUCCGCGUUGCUCCUGAAGAACACCCUGUCUUGUUAACCGAGGCUCCCCUUAACCCAAAGGCAAACAGAGAAAAAAUGACUCAAAUCAUGUUUGAGACAUUUAACGCUCCUGCUUUCUACGUCGCCAUCCAAGCUGUCUUGUCUUUGUACGCUUCCGGUAGAACAACUGGUAUCGUUUUGGAUUCUGGUGACGGUGUGUCACACACUGUUCCUAUUUAUGAAGGUUACGCACUCCCUCACGCAAUUAUUAGAUUAGAUUUGGCCGGUAGAGACUUGACUGACUACCUUAUUAAGAUAUUGAUGGAAAGAGGUUACCCAUUCACCACUUCAGCCGAACGUGAAAUUGUUAGAGACAUUAAGGAGCGUCUGUGUUACGUUGCUUUGGACUUUGAGCAAGAGUUGCAAACUGCCAACCAAUCUUCUGCUUUGGAGAAGUCUUACGAGUUACCAGAUGGUCAAGUUAUCACUAUCGGUAAUGAGCGUUUCAGAGCUCCAGAAGGUCUGUUCAAGCCAUCAUUGCUUGGUUUGGAAGCAGCUGGUAUUCACGAAACUACUUACAACUCCAUCAUGAAGUGUGAUCUCGAUAUUCGUAAGGAUCUUUACGGUAACGUUGUCAUGUCGGGUGGUACGACUAUGUACCACGGUAUCCCAGACCGUAUGCAGAAGGAAUUGACUGGUUUGGCACCAUCCUCAAUGAAGGUUAAGAUUGUUGCCCCACCAGAGCGUAAGUACUCUGUAUGGAUUGGUGGUUCUAUUCUUGCGUCUCUCUCAACCUUCCAACAAAUGUGGAUCUCGAAGCAAGAAUAUGACGAAUCUGGUCCUUCAAUCGUUCACCGUAAGUGCUUCUAA